Molecule: messenger RNA, 1422 nt
Organism: Sclerotinia sclerotiorum 1980 UF-70
Lineage: Eukaryota; Fungi; Ascomycota; Leotiomycetes; Helotiales; Sclerotiniaceae
Exons: 2
Coding region: 1-1422 (473 amino acids)
Biological process (GO): isoprenoid biosynthetic process; ergosterol biosynthetic process
Cellular component (GO): cytoplasm
Molecular function (GO): mevalonate kinase activity; ATP binding
Source: RefSeq, a predicted model, not a curated record
AUGGAGAAAGCGAGUAUCAAUGGCUCGAAUAAUGGAAAAAAGAGGACUCCCAUGGUUAGGAAACAGUCUUCACCUAUGAUGCCACCGUUUAUGGUAUCAGCUCCAGGAAAGGUUAUUGUCUUUGGAGAACAUGCGGUCGUACAUGGGAAGCCUGCCAUUGCUGCCGCGAUUUCACUUCGAUCAUACCUUCUCGUCACUGCGCUUUCAAAAUCGAAGCGAACAAUCUCUCUUCGUUUUCCCGAUAUCAAUCUCUCCCACACAUGGAAUAUCGAUGAUCUGCCAUGGAGCACCUUCUCCCAUCCGUCGAAGAAGAAGUAUUAUUACGACCAGGUCACAUCUUUAGAUCCAGAACUGGUUGCAGCUAUGAAACCACAUUUAGAAAACAUUUCCCCUGAUGAAUCACCUUCCAUACGAAAGAUACACCAGAGCUCUGCUUCUUCAUUCUUAUACAUAUUUCUGUCUCUUGGCUCACAAUCGUUCCCCGGGUGCUUAUAUACAUUACGCUCAACAAUUCCAAUUGGCGCAGGACUUGGUAGCAGUGCUUCAAUAUCUGUCUGUCUUUCUUCCGCACUCUUGUUACAGAUUCGCACAUUAUCCGGACCGCAUCCAGAUCAACCCUCUAACGAGGCAAGCUUACAACUCGAGAGAAUUAAUCGCUGGGCAUUUGUGGGAGAAAUGUGUAUUCAUGGGAAUCCAUCCGGAGUGGACAAUACAGUUUCAACGCAAGGAAAGGCGGUUAUCUAUCAAAAAUUUCCCGAAGGGCCUACCGUGAAACCAUUGAGGGAUUUCCCCGAACUACCUCUACUUCUCGUAGAUACACAACAAGCAAAAUCUACAGCACAUGAGGUUGCUAAAGUGGGUUUGUUGAAGGAGAAGCAUCCAGCGAUCGUAGAUUCGAUAUUAGACGCCAUUGAUAUGGUUGGUCAAUCAGCGGCAGCUAUGAUUUCAGAUCCAAACUAUGAUAGCGAAAAUAUCGAGUGUGUUGAGAGCUUGGGAAAAUUAAUGACAAUAAAUCAUGGACUUCUUGUUUCUCUAGGAGUGUCCCAUCCUCGACUAGAACGUAUCCGGGAGCUAGUGGAUCAUGAAGGAAUCGGCUGGACCAAGCUUACUGGUGCUGGAGGAGGAGGAUGCUCCAUUACAUUAUUGAAGCCAGACACCACACCAGAGAGAAUGGCACGCUUAGAGGCAACAUUGGAGAACGAGGGUUACAAGAAAUUCGAAACUACACUGGGCUGUGAUGGCGUUGGUGUUCUAUGGCCCGCUGUAAUUAGAAAUGGGGAGGAUGAUGAUUUCGGAGGAGAUGAAAUCGACCAAGAAAAGUUUCUCAACGCUGAUGGCAUAGAAGGAGUUGAGGAACUGGUUGGAGUUCACGGACAAAGUGGUGAUAGGGAAGCUUGGAAGUUUUGGAGGGUGGAAGAUUAG